Dendroctonus ponderosae (mountain pine beetle) is the source of this 1612-nucleotide messenger RNA. RefSeq names its product odorant receptor 43a. Gene Ontology annotation, biological process: sensory perception of smell; detection of chemical stimulus involved in sensory perception of smell. The coding region runs from base 784 to 1428 and encodes 214 amino acids. NCBI's taxonomy places the organism in Eukaryota, Metazoa, Arthropoda, Insecta, Coleoptera, Curculionidae. Gene Ontology annotation, cellular component: plasma membrane. Gene Ontology annotation, molecular function: olfactory receptor activity; odorant binding. The record is from RefSeq and is a predicted model, not a curated record. The transcript is spliced from 5 exons.
UAUUAUUUCGAAUCUGAAACUUCUAGCAUGCUUUUUAAUGAGUUCGACGCAUUCCUUCCGUCCGUGACCUUCGCUGCCUAGCAACCGUCCCUGGUGACGUGUUUUUCCGGAAACACGUAGGUAAACCUGAUCGACCAAUCGCUGGUCGACUCUUUGAAUACAAGACGGGUACCAUGGCAACGAGUGAACACAAACACAUCAACUUUGAAAUCAGCUGCCAGUAAAGCAGUAUUUAUUGCAAUUGGAGUUUUAAAUGAGCCGGUUUUUACACGUUCGUUUUGGAAAAAGUGUCUUAUUUGUUUUAAUGGCCUCUCGAAGAACUAAAGAACCCGAAAAUGUGACUUUAAACUAGCAAAUUAGGGAUUGUAAAGGAAAUCUUGACGAUUUUUGCGACUUAAAUCGUUGGAAAGUUUUCAAAUUGAGACCCGGUAUAUUGGAAAAGAAGAGCAUUCUACAGGGUGACCAAGGUGGUAAAAUUAUUUGAAAAAGCUGGCCAAGUAUCUAUGUUGUAUUAUCUUUACUAUGUUGUGGCCACCGCAUUUCUUUCCCUGAUAUCUAUUUUGGAACCGAUGUAUGAUAAGCACAGAGUUUUUUCGGGAAACGCUACGGUUUCCCCCGGAAAAACGCCUCUGCCCUUGUGGUUUCCUUAUGAUGUCCAGGCGCAUUAUUGGGCAAGUAAACUGGUGCUAAUGGCUAUCGAAAAUGCGACUAAAGACUGAUUUAUAGGAGACAUUUUUCCUGACAAUUUUGCUAGUUUGGGCAGUGGUGCUUUUUCAAGUCGGAAUGGACGUUCUGUUUUUCUACUUUAUCCGAAGUCCGGUUAUUCAGUUGGAAAUUCUGCAUCAUUAUUUGAAACAUUUCAAUUAUUACACUGCACGGAUUAGUGUGGAGCCAGGAAACGUUGCAUCCAACAUCAUGAUGAAAAAGUGCAUCGAAAUGCAUCAAAAAGUUAUCAAGUUUGUGGACAUUUUCAAUGAGAACUUUAGCAACAUUAUGGUGUUGGAUUUUGUUCAAUCGUCCCUUCGCCUUGCUUCUAUAUGCGUCGUUAUAACAAUGACUGAGUCAGUUACAGUGUCUAGUUUCGGUUUUACGCUAAUUUACUUAUGGAUAUCAAUAAUAAGGGAAUAUUAUAUUUACCAUUCAGGAAAUGAGAUAAUUUUCUUGAGCUCGGAAUUGGUGCACUCGGUAUAUGAGACAGAUUGGCACGAAGAAAACCGCCAAUUUAAAUAUAUGGUCGCAAUGUUUAUGGUAAGGGCUGGCAAGCCCUUAAACAUAAAAAUUGGCCCUUUUGGUAGCUUAGGCUUGCCCGCUUUCCUCUCUGUAACCGUUCGAACACGCAGAUUUAACCAUUUUUUAACCACUUUUCUUCAGAUUCUGCGAGCCAGUUUUUCGUACUUUUCACUUGUGACUGGAACUCAACAGUUAUAAAUUACUCCACAAAAACUCAUCGUCGAAUCGUCAGUAGACGAAGGAGAAACCCACACAAAUAAUUGUACUAAUUGACACUAAGCACUAAUAAUAUUUUCAGAAUAUGAUAGUUUUAGCGUUAAGUGUUGCAAGGGUUUAGCUGAUUGGGGUGAAUAAAGCACAGAUUUUUUAUAACAAAAUCUAA